Rhipicephalus microplus (southern cattle tick) is the source of this 15051-nucleotide messenger RNA. It is a transcript of the gene Ih, whose product is annotated as hyperpolarization activated cyclic nucleotide gated potassium channel Ih. The record is from RefSeq and is a predicted model, not a curated record. Gene Ontology annotation, biological process: sodium ion transmembrane transport; regulation of membrane depolarization; potassium ion transmembrane transport. Lineage: Eukaryota; Metazoa; Arthropoda; Arachnida; Ixodida; Ixodidae. Gene Ontology annotation, molecular function: voltage-gated potassium channel activity. Gene Ontology annotation, cellular component: membrane; HCN channel complex.
CUUGUGCUGCAGAUCAUGAGGUGAACGAGGUCUCCCUUUCCAAAGCCACACCAAGAGUCUUCGCAGAAAAGUUUUCCCGGCCACUCCUCGACCCACAAAAGAAGUCGUCUCUACAUCGCUACACGAACACCCGACCUGAAACAGUGCCAAAGAAAACACGCAGGAAAAAUACAAUAUAAUGCGCCAAAAGUGAGCGGGAAGAGUGAAAGGCCACAAGAACCACUACACCAGCACAGCCACCACAGCAGCGUAGAGCAUGUCUCAGUCAACGAUCCAAACGAACGACCCGGGCGUCGUCAGCCCUUGGGGAUCUCAGGAGACCGACGCGUUCCCCGAUAAGUCACCAGCAGCGGGAGCAACGUCGGCAGCCGAGACGUCGCCGAGGGACGGGGACCGCGGACGAACCGAGCAGCAGCGCGAAAGCAACCACAUUCAGGACCAACAAGAAGGCAUCAGCAUCAGCAGCAGUGAAGUACCCGCGGGCAACUACCAUCACCAAGAACAGCAGCACUCGCAGCAGCGCACGGAGAGGACGUCCCGCCAGAGCCCCAAGAGGGCCUUGAGAGCGGACGACGAGACAGAGAGGCGCCACGCACCGGGACGCAGGCGGCACUUUCGCAGCGAGAGCUGUUCGCCGGAAGUGCUGAACCGCAGCGGUAACAUCGGCAGCAGCAGUAGCAAGCAGCGCGACGACGACACUACCACCUUCAAGAGCCCCACGCGGUCGCUCAUGGACAGCAGGGUUGGCUAUGUGGCACCCAUGCGACCCAGGACGCGCAGCAACCCCAAGCCCCCACCAAACAGGACGUCCAGGGAGUUCGACGUUGUCACCGAGGUCGAACAGACGACGAGACCAGCGGCCACCGUCCGACAGCCAUCGCUCGCCGCCAGCAACAAGAGCUCCUCUCUGGAGAGUCCCUCCAGGGGACACCCGCAGCAAACCAAGACGACCUCCAAGAGCCUGGAGGACAAGAUGACAACCUCCUCGUCGCUGCCGCUGCAGCAGACGAUGACGGCGCCGCUCGUCUCUCCUCCGCCCGACCCGGUCACUGCCAAGCUGGCCCAAGAGGUCAUCGGCAAGGACCACAAGAUUCUGUCAUCCAAAGAGCGCGAGGUGAUGCUCCGCGAAAUCACGGGCCAGACGGCCGGCAGCUUCUCCGCCCUGGAAGAGCCCGUGCCGGCGCCAAGGCCCACCACGCUGCGGCAGCGGCGCUUGAUGUUCUCGCACCUGACCGCGUCCGUAGACGUGGACACGCGCGAGAAGCCCUCCACGCCACCGUGCCUAACCGCGGCGAUGGCUGGCAGCGAGGACAUGCUCUUGUCCGAGGUGUUCAACAACUCUCAGCUCGCUUCCAGCUUCGAGCAACUGACGGGUGUCGCCAGAAAGACUCUCAGGAAGAGGGCGCUCGUACAACCUCUGCAGGCCUACACCGCCGCCUCCGCCGGCUACGACAACGCCGCCGGACAACCGAGCUCGGAGGCCCUGGACGCGGAGCCCCCUCCGCCGAGCGCGGUCAAGGGCGUGGCGGCCGCUGGUCAGCGAAUGGCUAACGGGCGGGUGGCCAGCGGAACCCCGGACGCCUGCCCGGAUGCGCACGUCAAGAUCUGCAUCGAUGUCAGCGAGCCCGGCACCGCCACGCCCAAGAACCAGGACGCCGUACAGUUCUUCCCGACGCCCUCUGCCGGUGAGCAGGUCCGCGCGGCGUCCGACGGCAGCGCUGCGGCCAACAACGCGGCGUCAGGUGGCCGCGCGGCGAAGGAGGGCGACGACGUGUCCCUGUACGGCACCCCCAAGGAAGAGCUGGGGCCCGGCGGCGGCGCGGGCCUGUCCGAGGCCAAGGCGUCCUUCAUGCGCAACCAACUGGAGGCCCUGUUCCAGCCGUCCGACAACAAGCUGGCCAUGAAGCUGUUCGGAUCCAAGAAAGCGCUCAUGAAAGAGCGCAUCCGGCAAAAGGCCGCCGGACACUGGAUCAUUCACCCGUGCAGCAAUUUCAGGUUUUACUGGGACCUGUGCAUGUUACUGCUUCUGGUGGCGAACCUGAUCGUCUUGCCAGUGGCAAUCUCGUUCUUCAACGACGACCUGUCGAUCCGGUGGAUAGCCUUCAACUGCCUCUCGGACACCAUCUUCCUGCUCGACAUCGUCGUCAACUUCCGAACGGGAAUCAUGCACCAGGAUAACUCGGAGCAGGUGAUCCUGGAUCCCAAGCUGAUCGCGCACCACUACAUCCGCACCUGGUUCUUCCUGGACCUGAUCAGCUCGAUCCCCCUGGACUACAUAUUCCUCAUCUUCAUUCAGGACUACAGCGACAGCUUCCAGCUGUUGCACGCAGGUCGCGCUCUGCGAAUCCUGCGCUUCGCCAAGAUGCUCAGCCUACUAAGGCUACUCAGGCUGUCGAGGCUCGUCCGAUACGUCAGCCAAUGGGAAGAGGUUUACUUCCUGAACAUGGCGAGCGUGUUCAUGAAAAUCUUCAACCUGAUCUGCAUGAUGCUUCUUAUUGGUCACUGGAGCGGGUGCCUUCAGUUUCUCGUCCCCAUGCUGCAGGGGUUUCCUUCCAAUUCCUGGGUCGCCAUCAACGAACUUGAGACGAAGUACUGGUUCGAGCAGUACUCGUGGGCCCUGUUCAAGGCCAUGUCCCACAUGCUGUGCAUAGGCUACGGCCGCUUCCCGCCCCAGAGCCUCACUGAUAUGUGGCUCACGCUGCUCAGCAUGAUCAGCGGGGCCACCUGCUACGCACUGUUCCUCGGACACACCACAAACCUCAUACAGUCGCUGGACUCUUCGCGACGACAGUACCGAGAAAAGUUAAAACAAGUAGAAGAGUACAUGGCGUACCGAAAGCUUCCAAGAGACUUGCGACAAGGGAUUACCGACUACUUCGAGCACCGGUAUCAAGGAAAAUUCUUCGACGAAGAAGCCAUACUCGGGGAACUCUCCGAGAGGCUAAGAGAGGACGUAAUAAAUUACAACUGCCGGUCGCUCGUGGCGUCGGUGCCGUUCUUUGCCAACGCGGACCCAAACUUCGUCAACGACGUCGUGACCAAACUCAAGUACGAGGUCUUCCAGCCAGGCGACAUCAUCAUCAAGGAGGGGACACUCGGGACCAAGAUGUACUUCAUCCAGGAAGGCAUCGUGGACAUUGUGAUGAGCAACGGAGAGGUGGCCACCAGCCUCUCUGACGGGUCGUACUUCGGAGAGAUCUGCCUGCUGACCAACGCCCGGCGCGUGGCCAGCGUUCGGGCCGAGACCUACUGCAACCUGUUCUCCCUGUCCGUGGAACACUUCAACGCCGUGCUGGACGUGUACCCUGUGAUGCGACGGACCAUGGAGUCCAUCGCCGCCGAGCGGCUCAACAAGAUCGGCAAGAACCCGGACAUCGUGUGCCAGCGCGAAGACCUGCGCGUCGACCUCAGCACAGUCACCGCCCUGCUCCGGUCCGCCCAGGCGGCCAACAACGACGACGAGGAGGAGGACGAAGACGCGGACGGCGACGCCAAGGGGGGCGGCCGCGCGCAGGGCGGCAACCGGAGGAAGUACAGCCACCUCCUGGGGGUGCACCGCAGCGGAGGCACCACGAUACCGAGGCCAAAGUCCGAGAGCUGCUUCCACCGCAUGUUCGACUUGGCCAGCGGCGCAGCGGCGCAGACGGCCCUGCCGCGCUCGGGCACCUUCUACGAGAGCCUGACCGGCAUGGGUUCGCAGGGCAAUCUGCAGGAGGACUAGAGCCGCCGCCGCCGCUCGGGCCCUCGGACGACUCCGGGCGAGGAAGCUGCUGCUGAGCAGGCCGCGGUGUAAUGGCAACACUCGCGCCGAUGCGUAACUAUGUCGCCGUCCAUUCGGCUCAGCACAGCAACUAAGGUAAAACACAAUACGGCGACCACUUAUUGGAAAAGAAGCAAACUAUUGGCCAGCGGCUGGGCCGACGGAAAGGUCAAAGCCAAUUAAACCAGGUCGAGACGAAAAGGAUCGCGCGAUGCUCAAGCUCGCAUGCCGAGCGGUAACACCAUGCGCCAGUGCUGCCCCGCGGCGACAACCUGCUGGACUGUUGCCUACAUUCGGUUAUCCACUCGACAGCCGGCACGUCGGGAAACGUAAACACUGCCGCUCUUUGGCGUGCUGUCGAGCCAGAAAGUAACUUUUCGAGGCAAUCACGAGCGGUUCUGCUCACACGCGAGUUUCCAAAUCAUGAAAAGCCAAAAGAGAAACGCUUAAGUGAACAAAAGAACUAGAAUAAGAAAAUCUGGUCAGUCUGCUGCGGUUAACGCUUGCUGACAGCCACGACUUGUGUCGUGCUCGAAACAAGGUCGCUUAGAUGAUUGCUACACUACGUCUUCCGGCAGCUUCCUCGUCCGGCGGUGUAACUCGCGUGGCGCGCGAACAAUCGCAGUGCAUCCGAGGGACUGAAACGUGCCGCGCUUUCGUCUCGGAAACAAAAGGCAAAUCUCCUCUCCUCCCUUAAAAAACAUAAAAAUCUAAAUACUGGUCGCACAGGAACUUCAUUCACACGCCCACAUUAAUGUUACACAUACUAAGAUCUAUCAAAGUAAGCUAAAUGUCAAGUAAACUCGAAUGGCCUCACGCAGGUCAUCAGGACUCUCUGUUGUCUACAUGUGCAGUUCUGCGCAAGUACGCACAUUUCUUUGUUCAAUGCGCAUCUCUCACAAUGUUUCAAAAUGUCCCUCGGCUGCACGGCAGAGGCGUUCGCGUGGCCGCGCGAGCGAGAUAUGCGGGACCAGCGCUAGCGCAUGUGGGAGCAAAGUGGCCUUAGUGAAGAAACGGGGCGAGCCGUCACGGGGAUAGACACAGACAGACACACACCAUCUACACACACAUCGCUCCACGCACGACUCGAAGGAAGAAAAAAAAAUCUCACGACACCUUGCUCACAUUGCCGAGACACGUCACAUGAUACCACCUCGUUGUAUGUCUGUUUCGUAUAUGCACAAUGCCAUGUUCCCUUCCUAAAGUUGACUGCAGGACGAUCUCAAGCCGUCCCCUCCCGAUGCCCAUCCGAGAUCGACCGAUUUGUUUUUGUCGAAGCGUGAUUCCGAAUAAGUUGGUUUACUCCUGAAAGAAAGAAAAAAAAAUCUACAUGCUUUCGUUGCACACUUCGAGAGCGGUGAAGCGAGCCUUUUAAGUCACCGCGAUGCGCGAUCUGUUGUUCUUGCUGUUCAUGUGGAUGUUGUACGUUUCCAAGACAACCACGUCAGCCCCCAAAGUUACUUCCAACGGAGAAAAGCGAAUGAAGUCAACACGCGAAAUCGGCCAACGGGGAGGGAAAAAAUAUCCACAGCCUGCAAUUCGGACCAGCGCAAUUUACUCAAACUAUGGUUUAAAGAAACGAAAAAGAAAGCGAAAAAAAUCGCCUUGUCAAGCGAACGUCGGUUCCCAUGAAGUAAACUAACGUCCCGUAUUCGUGACCUUAUUCGUGAUACGUUCGGGGUCGUUCGACGAACAUGCUGGCCUAUGUUGUCAGAUAACGUGUCUUGGCUACAUUCGCUAAAGUUUGACGGUAAAUUCUAGUUAUCCAAGUCGAAUAUCCUUGAAUCGUUAUCCCCUUCUAAAUGUUGCUGGGCCCGAACAGUUAGAAAAGGAGGCAGGCGCGAAGGGUGCUGCAUAUUCUAGACAUCGCGCAGUUUGCUUCACCGACGAUGAACAUGGCUCUUUCAUACAUCAGUGAGAAGUAAUAAUUGCGGUCUCUCACUAAAAUUGUCGUUUUGAGUGGUCGUGAUUUCAGUGCAUGUAUACCAUACCCACCAAUCCCCUUGAUAACUGUACCCUCUGCGGGGCCCAGCGGAUGGUUAAAUUGCAUUACACGUCUGAUGUUGCGUAGAAAUCGUUCAAACUAUACAUUGGCUGAUCUCUAGCUCACGGGCGCAAAAAAAGGAAAAAAAAACGUAAGGAGAGCAUACAGAUUAGGCACUUGUGCCUAUCUGUAUGCAGGGCUGGUGUAGUAAUCUAGGAAAACUACGCAUGUAGUCAGAAGAAAGAAUAAGAACACGUGCAACUAGAUCAACAUUCGAAGCAAACGAAAAACAAAAAAGCCACAAAUGGUCGACAAGAUUUUUUUUUUUCGCUACUUCAUAGAGCUCGGUAUGAGUCGGUGGUUGGAAACAAGUCACGUUGCUGGUGAAGUGUGAAAUUUGGACGACGACGUUUCUCCGACAAUUGCAGAGGCGGCGCGGUUGGACAUACCAAAAUUUAAAAAAAAAACCAACAAAGAACGAGGAGAGAGCUGAAUACAUAGAAAGGAAAAAAAAACAUCUUCGCGGUGUUCUGUGACCUUGGCGGCACACACAACUGACGAGUGCUGCUGCGUUCGAGGCAGACAUCGUGAAAGCCAAAACUCGUUACGGGGGUUCCCCCGUCGUGAUGACGACGCCCACCGCACGAACCAAUGACGUGUUCGAAAACGCGUGCAGAGCAAAGACCGUUACGAGAGCCUCGCAGUUUCGAAGAGCGCUUCGUCUGUACUAUUAUAACACGGUCAAUGCACAGGCGAGCUGUCCGCAAACACGUUCCCGGAUUCACAGAAGGGUGGUAUAAAUCGCGCACUCCGGCAGACGUAGCAAAAGAAAGUCUCUCCGGAGAAACAAAAAAAUAAUCGAGCAUUAUGUGUCCAUCGCCCCCUCUCCUCUUUUUUUUUUAUGCAGUAAUACAAAAACUCGGAAAAAAUUGUCGUCCAAACUUCCGCGUUCGAAAACACGAACUCAUCCUCACACUCGAAUCUCCCCCUUUUCCCGACGACCUUCUCCAUGGAUCGCCAUUGAGAAUAUCGUAAACUGCAUGCAACUCUUUGACUAGGAGCAUGAUGUUCCCUCCCACGCGUCUUUGCAAGCUCGUUCCCUUGACGAUACAAACGGCCGCUGCAGGGAGAGCCGACCCACCAUCUCAGUCGUCGUUCAUCCCACAUCGUCGUACACUGCUGUCACAACACUUGUUUGCCUGCUCGCUGCAACAACAACAAAAAAAACACAAAAACAAGCACGCGCGGGGCAGGGUCGGGAUGCUAGAAGAAUGCAACGCGGUUGAUACGUACGUAUACAGCCGCAGAGCGAAAGCUCUGUAGUCAUGCCGCACGACACUACAGGGUAAAGGAAAAGAAAGAACGAUGCGCUUGUAAGAAAACAAGCAUCGGCGAGUGGCGAAUUCACCCUCGUAGAUUUAUCGGACCGCAGAGUCUUUAAUGCAAUCUGGUACCAUGUAGCAACAAAUUUUGUAGCAUGCAAAGUAGGCGAAACUAUUUCUAUGUAGGUCUCUGACUCGGCACCACUCGGUCUCUUGGCUUCAGCCUCCUAGUUCAACGACAGCCGUAGUAGAACCGAAAUUUAGUCAGGCCGGCCGCUGCCUGUGACACAGUUACGGUAUGAAAGUUCAUUCUAAGUAAAAAUGAACAUACUCACUCGCAUGCGCCUGUAGUGUUAGUUUAAGCCGAAGCGCAUUCGUAACUUACAGCACCGCUUCCACUCGGUUUGUCAGCCGAGCAGCGGCGGAGUCGUAGAUAGGUGCCGAGAAAUUACGCCGCGUUUAGGUGUGUUCGCUUACAUAGCAAGGCGGGCAGUGCGUGCCCAUUUCGCAUCCCACGAACUACUCUUCUUUCUUACUCGUCUUCUUAAUUUAUCGAAUAAGGUGAGGAAGGCUGCAGAAUGAUCGCAAACGUCUAAUGCGCGGCAUAAAGUAAGUGUUAGCGACAAUCACUCAUUGACACAAAGUUCACCUUCGUUUUCCAUCUCGGAGCAAAUGACGGCGGCUUGCAGCUUAUGUUACCGCGCAUUGUCAGGGGACAUACUCGGCUCUCGAUUUUGGUUUCCCAUGUAGUUACAUAUCUGAGGCGAUCAGAAUGCGAUUUAUGUUUGGAAUAAAACUGACAGUGAAUGAUAAAUCGCGUAACUUCAAAUCACGUAUCCUAAUUACAACCUCGUUUUUUGUCCUUCAUAAGUCUGCAAGAAUAAAAAAAAAGGGGGGGGGGGUGUAAGAAAGACCAAAAACAAUGUAAGUGAUGGCAAAGCCAUUACAAGCUUACGUUCCCAGGGCGUUCUUUCUCAAAUUUACGGCGAUGUAUGCAACAAAGUAGUCGUUUGGGAACAAGCGAGAAACCUUGCGUAGCGACAUUAUGAGAAAGAGAAAAAAAAAUCACCACUAAGCCGCUUCGUCAGCCAGCUUUAAGCAACAACAAAUAGUCGCAACGCUUAAUCAUAUGACAUCAUGCAUUGAACAAGCAUAACGUUGUGCGUUGAAAUGCAGACAUGUCCUGUAUAACUCAAUGCAUCGCAAAUGAGAUAACGUUCCCAGCAAGGACAACGCACUCGCUUUGUAUGAAACGUCCUCCUCGCACCUUUAAAUACAUCUUUCUGGCUUUCCCGCAGCAACAGUAUUUCAAAGGCAAAGCAAGCUUUACAGGAAAAAAUAGGUUAGACGAAUUCGUUUAACUCGUGCUACUGAUUCCCACAGAAAUGCAUUCAGGCAGUCUACGCAAAGCCUAUAGACGGUCUUUUUUUAUGGCACUUAUAUAUAACGUCUACAUGUGAGCGCUUACUCGCCGCUUAAUACGUUUUUUUUUUUUUCCUAACAACCUCGAGACUUCCCAGCAACAUUCAUGGAAGUCCCUCUGCGCCCCUAACGAAACGCUUGUAAAAACAGAUGGGUUAAGAGAGUACGUUUCAGGCAGUCUGCAAGAUUUACGAUGCAGUCUCACUCCACAAAGAGGCGUAGCCAGUCCUGUAUGGGCAGUCUAAAUUCAUUUUUACGAGCGCAUGAUUCAUGUACGAAAGCAAUACCGACAGCUUUUUUAAGAGUACAAGGUGCCCUACGCAAAAGUAGGCAGGUGUCCUACAACAGCGAGCAUGCGCACGAACAAAUCCCGGAGGUCGCGUAGUAACAAACAAUCUUAAAUACGUCACUCGUACACCACGUGCUGCCGAUAAGCGCUUCCGCUGCAGCUUUUUUUUAUUACACCAUUCAAUGCAAGGGUGCACGCGAGAAGAUAUCUCUUCGCUGUACAUAGAUGUACAUAAUCGCCAUAUACAUAUAAGAUAUAUAUACAUAUAUAUAGGCCAGCCAAUCACACUUGUAUCUGUUGUCGGUGCGCCACUUGUUUGUGCAGGCCCGCCCUGUUUCCCGCGUUAGUUGAACACUGUUUGCAAAUUGCGCGUCUUAUUACUACUCUCUCGCUAUUACGCACGCACGCGCGCACAACACAGCGUUAGUCUUGUGAAACCCAUUACCCAAUCCAGCGGUUGUCGUCGUAGUACACGGUCGAUCCCAACCACCUUUCACACGCCCCCCAUAGCCUCCUGAUUGCAGCGCACACUUUUCCCGCCACUCCGAUGUUAUCCUUUUUUUUUCCUCGCUGACGUCGUAAGCAGGGUUAAAAAUAACACGACACUUCUUUGGCGUAAGCCGCACCGCAGUAUCGUAAUCAUUCGCGACCUUGCGCACACAAAGUCACGAUGAAGGUCAAGAAAGUGUCGACGCACGAAGUGACAGUGGCUCGAAUAACUAUGUACUCUUUUCUUUUUUUGCUGAAUCACCGAGUUGAGUGAGUGAUUAUCAACAUUGAAACAGUCGUUUCACCAUCACUGCGACUGGAGGGCGUCGAAUAAUCAACAGUGUUCACGAUCACUGUGUCACAAUCUCCACGGUGACUAUUCGCGCUACCCUGUGAACCACGAAACGCACAUAGACGCCCGCCGAGUGCGAAAUGAGUCAGCAUAUUUAGUCUGCGUCUACCUUAGCGCGCACAUAGGCAGUGAAUACAUGUAUUCAGUCUGCAUACUGCCCUUGAAUCGCUGAUACACUGUCGUCAGAAGAGAUUUUUACCGGGUCUUACGAAUUUUCUUUUCUUUAUCCACAUUGUCAUCCAGAGGAUGUCUACAUGAGUUAUGUGCAACUGUUGUAUAUUUUCUAUUGAUUGGCGAAGCGUUUCCUUCGGAGAGGGCAAGAACAAUGUUUAAAACGGAGAGUUUGGAAAACGUUCAAAGCCAGACAAAGGCAAAAAAGAAAAAGUACGCGAAACACUUUCGAAAUGGUAGGGGUGCUAGUGAAAUCCGGCUUUUUUUUUCUUUUUUUUCCUUCUUUAAUUUCCAGAUCAAUUUUUCUCCCAUCUAUAAGUCGCUUUGUUUCCCCUCCUAAAAUUAUUUCAACAACGGGCUUCCGCCUUCCCCUGAUCUUUCUCUCUAUGCUUUCUAGUUAAAACAUUAAACACACCGUAGGCCAGUUUGUUUUAAAUCGUUAGAAUAAACAAUCGUUUACCACUUAUAUUUGGCAUAACGUCGAAUUCAUAACCCAAACAGUAUAAUAAUGAAACCGAUAAAAUGAGAACCACAGUAGCCGGGUAAACGCUAUUAUUGAUCUGGAACGGAGAGGUUAAACAAACCAACCCACCGUUGUCAUGGAAUAAUCGACAUAAAUCAUGCGAAUCACUCCGACGCUGGUUAACAAAUCUGUGAACAGAGCAGUUUGCACACUGGUGUUAAGGAGUGGUCUCCGAGAUACGGUGCACCGGCCAACGGUCCCGGAGGCCACGUUCUCAAGUAAAGAGCACGCGUGUAAGACUAGUCAUACGAGCCACUGUCACCUUCCCUCGCUAACAGCCGCUUCCUGUGAUGAAAGUAAAAAAAAAAAAGUAUAUCGGUAUAUCGAGUGGCGGCUAUUCUUUUUUUUAAUGAGCUUCGUAAACGCUUCAGCAUGGACCAAUAAGUGCGAGCUUCGAUCGACCGUAUAGACAGAUGCGCGAGCGGAAGAAGCGAAGCUCUUGCUUAGAAAAGAAGAGAGAAAAAAAGUCAAGACGAAGACGUACAGCGCGUAACCACACACACGAGCACAUCUCAGUACACCCCGGGUUCCGAGAACGAGUCAUUAUAUGUUACGUCUAGUCAGCCAAUGUGUGUACGAAUACGUAUAUAGCAUAUAUCUAUGUAUUACGUGUAACGAAUAGGCCUUGUUAACAAGUGACGUUUUAUAAUUUCUGCGGCGUUUACUUAGAGCGAGGUACUUCUCAAGAAAGGAAACGAGGUAGGCAGAGGAAACAAGGUGCGAGAAAAGGGGAAACAGCGAAAAGUUCCGUUCUCUUGCACUGUACAUAGCACAUCGAGCACGUCGCCGCACUACACAGCUUUUGAAACACAGCGCUUUGCUUACGUUGCGUGCACUGACAGAAGGGAAGCGCAUUCGCGGUAACGGUAGACCAAUCACAAGGCUCGAUCCGACCUUCCUUAAGGGCGCCGCACAGGAAUAGCCGAGAAGUGUACAUGUGUGCAGUUACUUGUCCCGCUACUCGCUGCACUAUAUGUUUGGGGUAUAGUGCAGCGAGUUAGAGUGCCGGCACAAUACUGCACGUGGAAUAGCACAAAGGCCGCCGUCUUAUGCAGGCUUACGUCGCGCUAUGCACGAUCUUUAUUUUAAAAGCCUGCUCGUGCUUAGUCAAAAACAAACAAGGGACAUUAGCUACAAUCAGCAAAGAGGAAACCGGGCGGGGCAAUUGCCUGCAAAUUAUGCAAGGCUAGGUCCGCCGGCUACCUACAACAUCCUUCACCUUAACCUUGUCAAAAGCGUACACAGCCUGGCCCACAUUUGGCCACUGGCCUGCCGCCCCGACGAGUUCUGUGUGACAGGAUGCGGUAGGUGAGCAUUUAAUGCGCGAAAAGUACGAGAAAAUAUAUCAAUCGCACUUGUGGUCAGCAAGAAAUCUUCUAAAGAAAAUGCGACAGCUUGCAAGGGGAACCCGAAAGUUCUCAUAAACUAACGUUGUUGGCGCCACCAAUCUGAAUAAUCACUCCUCCCGCGGCAGAGGGGAAGAAGCGAGCAGCCUUAGCUUACCCAGCUGCGCUAGCCAGUAAGGCUGCGAUUGUUAAAGCGUUUUCCUCGUGCGAUUUCCGUCUCGCGAAGUCGCGCGAACGUAAUCGAUGUGUAUGAUUAAAGCUACAUUUCAGUUCUAGCUAUUUAUAAAUAUUUUUAAAAAAUAUGAGCGCCAGAAUAGCGGUUUCCGCUACGUAUUCGUCGUGGUGCCAGGAAAGACCGCGGCUUCGACAUCACGUGACUAACCCAUAGUUUCGAAAUACGCGGUACGGCACCGCACUGCGGCUCCCUUUCGCGCAUGCAGUACACCGCAUUCGCACGUCUGAACACCAAACGCACGUCUUCGCAAUCUGCAACCGCGGGCAGAAGCACUCUGUAUAGCAUCGUUUGAAAUCACCAUUAGAGAAAAAACAAUCACAUCAUCGCGCUGCUCAUCGCCAUCUUCACACGUGAAGCCACGCUGCACGGCACAAAAAAUUACGUACAAAAAAAAUCCGAAAAAAAAAGAGCUAUUAAUGCAGGUCGCAUUUUGAAUGAGCAUUAGCUGUCACAGUUAGCGAGCACAAAGCCCACGGCAGUUGAAUAGGUCGCAGAGGCCUCAACGAACACUGACAACAGCAAGGAUGUGCUGUCUCUAACACUUACAGAACGAGUGGUUCCCAUCUUAACACACCCACACCAUAGGCCUCUGACGUUUAUCGACGCGAUACUCUUGUGAACCGGUUCGAAUCCACAGGAGUGCCGCUGAAGCAUUUGCGCUUCGAUCUGAUAUUCAGCUGAGAAUGAUGGUGCUGGCACACUUUGAGGAAUCCACAACAAAGCAGGCGCACAAGCUGGCCUAGACGAGCGAGAAAUUACAUGAGCGCCGUUAUCUUCACUCGUCCCUUAGUCCAAGUCUUUCGCUGUAUAACGCAAAUUCCUCGUAAACCUGUCAACGAGACAGAAGGCUGCUUACGAAAUCGGAGAUCAUCGACGUCAAAUAUAUAUAUAAAAAACAAAAAGAGGCAGCAUAUCCAAAACAAUUCGUUAUGAGAUAAAACGACGUAAAACGCGACCCACCACGUAUAGGCUCCCGUUUAACGUAAUACCGGACAAAAUGAAUUGUGACUGCGUAAUAUUUGGCAGCAAAAUGCUUGUGACGACCUCAUACUCGCACGGCUUUUUUGGCCUCCUGGGUUUGAAGGUGUGCGCUUCAGGUUCGCAAUGCGAGUCUGAAAGAUCGAGCAUCAAUUAGUUCGCGGCGCGUAAUGAUCCGGAUCAGAUAUAAGUGCGCACGCUUCUGCGCUUAACGCUGCUGAGCAGCCUCAAGCCAGAUAUAGCCAAAACUAGCCGACGCGCUUCUUUCUACAUCUUAUAUAUAGGCUCGUAAACGAAACACAAACUAUACAAAAAAAGGAAGAGACUAUGUGAGUAAGCCACACAUCUACACUUCGGGAAAAUAACAUCACGUGUCGGACACCAAGUAGUAUCAUUCCCAUUUCUCCCUUUUCCCGUGAAGAUUUCGACCAAUGAACGUUCCCGGCGUCUGCCGAAGAGUGAGUUCGUGCCACUUAAGACCUGGCUCCGGCCGCGGUGUACAGACCUGAACAUCCUGAAAGGCCACAGGCACGGCGAUGUGGCGACGCUACAAACGAAUCGCGAUGCACGAUUUUACCCCCCAGAUGCCCGGCAAAAAAAAAAGCCGGCGAUCUCGGAGGCCGGUGCAGUGUAAACAGGUGCAGAGCGAAGGUCGCAUCGUCUGGCCGGUCCAGGAUUGCCGCUCCGACCAGGGAAUUUGGUGCCGAACGAGCUGAUGACCAAAGGGUUUUCAAAGUACGUACGAGGUACGUAAAACCAGCACCUGCCCUUACCCAGUUCCCUCAACCCGCGGCAUCAAACAGGUACCGACGACGACACAAUGAACAGGAACAACACACUCCCGACCACCACUGAUUUCGAUCGCGUGGUAAUCCUUCCCGAACGCAGAAACUCCCUUUCAUGAGCGUCCUCCGCCGUUCCCUUCCUUCAGACUUCUAUAGAGACAAACGAGAUAGGCGUGUGUGCGUACGCGUCAAACGCGAAUGCUCUGAACAUUGAAAAAAAAAGGGGGACGACGAACUGUUGCGGGCGUCUCUAUGUUGCGCGCUUCCGAAAGCAAUACUGAGAGAGGCAGAGAAAAGGCGGCUUGUUAAAGCGUACCUUUUCUGAACACCACGGAAGCGAGUCGUUGCUUCGCUGCUGUGAACUUAAAGUAUACAUACAUAUAUUGCUUCUGCGCGGUCGACACGAGAUACGGGGGGGACUGCGACAUAGUACACACUGGUGCGGAUGCAUACACACGAAUGAUGCGUGUGCCCAGGGUUUUGUGCACAAACGAAAAGAAAAAAAAAGAACGAGUGAAACGGUUCUUGUACCCUGCAAGACUCAGAGACUGUGAUCACGGCCACGCAAAAAUUAAUAAAAAAAGUGGCAGUGUGUGUAUGUGUGUGUGUGGCGCGCGCGCUCUACAAAAACAAAAACUUCCGAGAAAGAGAGAGGGGGGGAGAGAGAGCCGUCAACGCGGCUCCGUCGAGUGUAAAUAGCAAACAAUAGCAAUAUGCAACACGGAAACCCAUAACUAAGUUUUAGCCAAGAAAAAAAAACACUACUACUACCUAGGAAUUACGAGAAAGCUAUAGUGUUAGCAGCGUGGGAAUAAAAAAAAAAAUAACAGUGCUCCUUUAUCUAAAACCAUAGAGAAUCAAGUUACACCGCUUGAAAUUGUACCUUAUUUUUGUAUAGUGACAUAAAAAAUCAUAUAAAGGCGAACGCAGUUGCUCGAGCGCAAUCAACUUGCAAGCGUUAUACUGCGCUCAUUUUGUUCCAAGUAUCGUUUCCGUUACAUUACUUAUGUUGUGUCAUAUACUGCUGCAUUUCUUGACGUCAUUGCAUACGUGUGUAGGCUGUUGGCAAUAAAGUUACGCGCGACUUGUUGCUGGUUUGACAACGUUGGCGAAGUAUCCAUUUCUGCGGGUCGUUCCUUCACCUUUUUUUUUUUAUCUCUCUCUUUGUCCGUUCUUUCGUCACGUUUUCUUCCUUACCCUCUCGGCUGUACUGGUCUUGUUUGGUGCAAUUCACGUAAGCCACGAACCUUAAUUACGCGCGUGGUGUUGGGCGGAGCGAUGGCGUUUAUAGCAUAGGUGCGAUCGAGCAUUGUUGGGCGAUUCCACAGUGAGCAUAUGUCGACCUGAUUUGUUUGUUCGUUCAUGUGAGAUUUCCUAUUAAAGCGUUUUGUAGAA